Messenger RNA from Ceratina calcarata, 7969 nucleotides. It is a transcript of the gene Mgtor, whose product is annotated as nuclear basket protein megator. The record is from RefSeq and is a predicted model, not a curated record. Lineage: Eukaryota; Metazoa; Arthropoda; Insecta; Hymenoptera; Apidae. Gene Ontology annotation, biological process: protein import into nucleus; mRNA export from nucleus; regulation of mitotic spindle assembly. Bases 197 to 7360 code for a protein of 2387 amino acids. Gene Ontology annotation, molecular function: structural constituent of nuclear pore. Gene Ontology annotation, cellular component: nuclear pore. The transcript has 10 exons.
AAGGGAAGAACGGUUCUUGAAGAACCGUGAACCGUGUGCCGCGUCAAAAGGCCAUAGUGAUUUUCGGAAAGAGAGGUAAAAAUACGUUGAAUGUUUGAUCAAAUGUGCGCUUCAACGAAUCGAAUCCUUCGCAAAUCACGUAGGUAUUGUUGAGAAAAAGUUUUCUCGAGUUCUAAGUGACAUCAAACGAGAAAUAAUGGAAAAAACAGAAGAGAGCGAACACAAUAUAUUGCGAGAAGUUUUGGGCGAAGACGAAUUAUCGCAAAUACCUGAAGAGCUUGCUAAGAAAUUGAAUGCUUAUUUCAACGAUAAAUUCGAACAAUAUAUCACCGCUAAAGCAGUUUUUGAAAUCAACAGGAAAACUUUUGAUCAAACGUUAGAUAAGUUACAAAAGAGUUUGGCAGAGGAAAAAUCAAAUUUUGAAGAAUGCAAGGAAAAGCUUGAACUGUCACAGAAAUAUACUGUUGAAUUACAAUCUGAUCUAGAUCUAGCAAAAGGAGAAAUACAAAAAUUACAAGAACAUGUUAAGAGACUGGAAAAAGAAAAUGCUGACUUACGUAGGCACAGGGAUACAGUUGUGGAUGAAAGGGAUGCACUGCAGUUGCAGGUUGAAAGGAGGGACACGGAAAUUGAAAGAAUGCAUACCGAAUUAUCAUCGUUGGGAAAUCAAUUACAGAAUGCUGUCGCUGCGAAAUGUCAAGCAUUGGCAGAAACAGAGGAAAUUCGAAGUCGGGAAAUGACUCUUGAAUUUAAAGAGAAACGAUUGGAACAGGAAAGAGCUCUUAUCGGGCAGCAGAUGGUAGGGCUUGAAGAAGAAUUAACAAAAAGAAUGUCAGAAUUACAAGCAACGAGAGCAGAAGCUUCUGCACUCCGUCUCUUAACGGAUACUCGUCUGGCACAGCGAGAUGAAGAAUUGCGUAUCGCAAACGAACAAACGGCGCAAUUGCGAGAAUCGUAUUCAGCCCUUCAACGACGUUGCGACGAGUUUUCGCAGAAAUUAGAAGAACAACGCACGCACGAAAUUUCUAUGCACGCUUCUUAUCGAGAAGAAAUCGGCGCACAAACUAGACUGGCAGAUCUUUAUAAAGGAAUGGCAGAUGAAGUGAAUGCGAAGGCCGAAGAAUUUAGUAACGCAGUUAAAGAACUUCAACAAUUAUUAGAACACGCGACUGAUCAAUAUGGAACACUGGAGUCGACGCAUAACCAGCUUCAGAUACAACAUAAGGAAGAACUAGAAGAAAGAGAUCGAAAGAUAGAUGAACUGUCGAAUGAAUUGAGUCAUGCAAACGAAUUAUUGAAGAAUAUUAAACAGGAAAGAUUAGAUCAAGCUGUUGAACAACUAGCACCCACUGCAGCCAUAGCCAGCAGAGUGCUUCGGAAAGGCUUGAGCCUCACUCAAAUCUAUACACAAUUAGUCGACGUAACAAAUGAAUUAACUUCGGAACGAGAAAAGAAUGAACGUAUGAAAUCCCAAAUGGAUGUGAUUCUACGCGAGUUGGAAGCGAAAGCCCCGCUGUUGCAGCAACAACGCGAGGAUUACGAAAGCGCGAUGAGCAACAUUACCACUUUAACAUCAAGAUUGGACGAACUCUUAGCAGAGAAUCAUAGAUUACAAGAAACGGCGGAUGAGUCGAGUCGCAUUGCUAAACAUCAUACUAAAGAAAAUCAGAGAUUAAAAAUGGAAUUGUCGGAUUUAGCGAGACAAGUAUGUUUCCUUUUGAAAGAAGUUCAAGAGAGUAGGAGCGGUACAACCAUUAAUGCAAGUGAAUUUUCAAAUUCGAUGGAAAUUGAUAAUUUAGCUUCAGCUGAGAUCAUUAGUAAAAAGCUUGUUACGUUUAAAGAUAUCGAAGAACUGCAAGAGAAUAAUCAAAAGUUACUCUCGAUAGUCCGCACAUUGUCAUCGAGGCAGGAAGAAAUCGAGAAGGCAACUGACGAAAUUAACUCUGGCGAUAUGAAAGAAAAGUUAGACAGAUAUCUAGAGCAGUUGGAAGAUAUGCAAGCUGCUCAAGACAGACAAGCAAAGAUGUUGGAAGGCCUUUUACGACAACGAGACAUGUAUAAAAAUAUGUAUCACCAAUGUUUGAAACAAACCAAUGUAUCUGACGAGAAAAAACUGUCCAUGAUUCCGGAGGAGGACGAAGACGACACUGAUGCUGCGAAAUCUGGCAUGGACGAAACUUCUAAGAUCAGUCACUCUGAUGCCAAUAAAGAGAAGGAAUUACAGAAGGAAUUGGGAGAAUAUGAGGCUAAACUAAAACAGGUUAAAGAUGAAUUUGACACGUACAGAAAAGAAAAAGCAGCGCAUGAACGCAUGUUAGGAGAGGAAGUUGAAAGACUUAGGAAAGAGGCGGAAGCUAGUUCAGCUCGAUGCUGUACACUAAAAGCUCAAUUAGAUUCAGCCAACGACAGAUUCGGUCUUUUGCAAUCUAACGUUUCUUCUUAUAAAAAUCAAAUAAAAGUUCUCGAAGAAAAAUGUUUCAAUUACAAUGUGACAAUUGGUAAACACGAACAGAGUUUAAUGAUCUUGAAAGAUGAGGCUUUAACGGCUCAAACCCGAUUAUCGCGCGCCGAAGUGCAGUUAGAAAACAUACGUCAAGAGAGACAACUUUUACGCGAUUCGGAAGGACGUCUCUUGAAGGAGCUCGAAGUGUAUCAGAGGGAACGUCAAACGCAGGCUUCGUUACGAGCUGAUGUUGAAUCCAUUAAAGCGAGCUUGGAGCGUGUUCAAGCCGAAGGCCAAUUACGAGCUGAACAACGUUUGGAUGAUGCUACGAGAGAAUGUGCUGCUUUAAGACGUCGAUUGCAAGAGGAACAAGAUCGAUUUAGAGAGCUUUCGGUGCAUUUAGAGAGACAGCUCACUACUGCUCAGGAGCGAUUAGCGGAGGAACGGAACAUUGCCGAACGGGUUCGGUUGGAACUGGAAGAAGCUCGCCAGUCUGAUACUCAGAAUGUGCAACGUAUAGAAGAACUGAACAACAAACUGAGACAAGCAGUCACUCAUUCAAUAUCAAAGCCUUUCACUGGUGAUGAACAUCUUGUAAAGCGAAUAAAAGAACUUGAAAUGCAGCUCGCAACAACGCAAGCAGAAGCGAAAUCUUUAUCGGAACAAUUGAAAGCUUCGCGGCAGCAGAGCCAACAAUAUUGCGAUAUAGCUGAGAGCGCAGAAGCCCAAUUACGAGAGAUAACAGCACAACAUAAUAAAUAUAAAGAAGAAUUAGAAAACGCUUUGAAAGAAGCACGUUUAGAGAUAGCGUCUCUUCAAAAGAGAGUUCAAGAAUUAAUAGAAGAAUUAACUAGAGUUUCUAGUGGCCGACAAGAAACCAAUUCGGACUUAAAAGAAAAAUUAGCUGAUGCUGAGAAGAAACUUGAAGAGUUAGAUGAGCUUAAAGGAGAAUUGGAAAUUGUUAAAGGUGAUUUGCAAAGUGCUUCUGUAACAGCUAAAGAAGCUGAAGAGAAGUAUACUAGAGAGAUGAUACUUCAUUCGGCAGACCUUCAGACGUUAGCGAAAUUGAAAGAAGAAACCCGAGCAGUGGAACAAAAAAUAGCAAAUUUAACGCAAGAAAGGGAUUCAGCCGUAGAAGCGUUAGAACUUGAGAGAGCAGCUUGUCGAGAAAGAGAAGUGAAGUCAGUUGAGGAAAUGAAGGAACUCCAACAAAGAAUAACAGAUUUAGAUGCGCAAAACGCUAUUUUACAUAAUCAAAUUCAAGAACUAAGUAACAAAAUAGCAAUUAUGCAUAGUCAACAGUCGAAGAUGAGCGAGAGUCAAGAAAGUCCUGAUACCAGCAUAGAAGCAAUGAAUCGUAGUUUCACCGGAGCUGAAGAAGAUUCCAAUUCUGCUGAACAGUUACUAAGGGUGAUGAAAUAUUUGAGACGUGAAAAAGAUAUGGCUGUAGUGAAAUUCGAUGUUUUGAGAGCGGAGAAUCUUCGACUGAAAUCGCAAAUGGAGGUAAUCGAGAAGAGGCUAAAGGAAACUGAAACUGCAUUGAAUUCAGAAAGGGAAAAAUCAGAAAUAGACGUGGUAACGACAUCUAAACACGCUGAAUUGUUGCGAAAGGUUGAGACCUUGAAUGCCAUUGCGGAUUCUAACAGGAUCUUAAGGGAAGAAAGGGAUAGUUUAAGCGUUCAAGUCAUGGAACUGACUAAAAAAGUUACGGCACUGUCUGAAGAAGUAGUGCCGCUUAGAGAUACAUCUCGGGAUUUACAAGCGAAGACUGAUGCUUUGCUGCAAGAGAAUACGAGCCUUAAAGGAGAGGCAACUAGAUGGAGGCAAAGAGCCAAUGCGUUAGUGGAAAGAGCUAACAAAGCAAGCCCGGAAGAUUGGCGCCGGUUGCAAACUGAACGGGAAAAUCUUAGCAAACUUCUAACAUCUGAACGGGAAACGCAUUCUAAGCGUGCGGAAGAAUUGGUUCAAUUGAAGGCAGAGAAAACUAAGUUAGAAGAGCAAUUGGUGCAACUUCAGAAACAAAUACAAGCUCAGGGAGAAGAAGUCCAAAAAGUUUCCGAAGAAGCUCGUAAACUGGGACAAGAUUUAACCGAGGCUCUUGCCGAUUCUACUUCUAAAGCCAAGGACUUGGUAACGCUGAGGAAAGAACUUGGAGAUAAGGAAGCCGUCUUGAACGAUAUCAAGAAUAAAGAAAUUCAAAUAAGAAAGAUAGCGAAAAAAUACAAAACACAGUUCGAAGAACUUGCAAAAUCUGUAGAAGAAGAAAAAACUAAAACUGAAGAAUCUCGUAUGUCGGCCGGUACAUCUGGAAACGAAGACACGCCCCAGGCAUCUCAGGAACGCGAAGAUCAAUUGAGAGAAGAGGGUCGACAAGAACUGCGUCAGGCGAAUAUAGAAUUAACAACGAAGAUCGAUGAAUUGUCUCGUCAAAUGGCAACUGUACAAAACGAAGCAGAGACAUUGAAGAAGGAGAUUGAUACGAUGAAUAAAACGAGCGUCGAGAAGGAGGAACGUGCUAAACAAGUAUUAAAAGGUGCCAGAACCAAGAUAUUGCAGUUAACGGAAUCGAAGAAAGUGUGUGAAAAAGAAUUGCUCGAUUUGAAGGCAAAGCUCGAAACUGGAACUGCGGAAUCGGAUUCCGCCGAGCACGAUGCUAGAAUUGUAGCGCUUAAAUCUCAAAUGGAAGGUAGAAUCUCUCGCCUGGAACAUGAGAAAGCGGAGAUUCAGGCAGAGAAAGAGACACUCGUGCAAAGGGUAAACCAAUUGCAGCGACAAUUAGCUGGUGUUAGCGGAGUUAGUCCUACUACAGAGCCGCCGACGGCUAAUAUAAAGCCAAUGUCCGCACGUGCUGAGACUCCAUUAGCAAGUAUUCGCCCUAUGAGCGUAGUAGUACAGUCGAGAACGGCUGCAGUUUUACCUACAACGGCUAGCGCGCCAGUAAUGGUAGCACCUCAUCAGCAACAACAGGCGCAGCAACAAGUUGUGCAUACUACUGAAACGAGUUCGCCAACCAGUAGUCUUCCAGAUUUCCAACCAGCUAGCACUAGUAGCAGUUCGUCGCAGACAGCGCCAAGCACUUUAAGGCAACUAGUCGUGCAACCGCAAUUAAGCGAGUCUGCAGAGUCGACGCAAAGGGAAGAUCCAGAGAGUGCGGAGACCCUGAGUGUGCAACAGCAACAAUGCCAGCAGCAACAGCAACAGCAGCAGACUAUUGCAUUAGUUAGCCCACGAGUAGAGCAACAGCAGCAACAGCAACAGCAGCAGCAAGCUGCAGUUAGCGAUCAACAGCAGACUGUAGCUAGUAGCUCCACUCAGUCGGUAAGCACAUCCCAAGCUUCGACCGGGCAUAAACGUCCUAGAGCUCUCGAUUCGACAGCGUCUGGAUCCGGAAUCGUCGAGGGCGUGGAUCAUAGCAGACAGGAACAAGUCCUUAGUCCUAAAGCUAAACGUACAAGAUCGGAAAUGUCUUCCGCUGCUAGCGCUAGUGCUUCGGAGGUUGAAUACCAAGUACCGACAUCGAGCCAACGGGAUCAAGACGAAGAAGUGGAAGAGGGAUGCGUCAUUGUAGUUGACUGCGAUGAAGGUGAAGGAGGAGGCAAUCACCAGACGCAAGAAGAGGAAGAAUUCGAUAACGAUGCGUACGAAGAAAUGGAAGAGGAUGAAGAGAUGCCGUAUGAAGUAGAAACGGAAGUAGAGAGAGAUAAUAACGAAGUCGAGAUCAUAAUGGGGGAAGAUUCUACGAGUGUAGAAGUUCCUAGACAAGCGCAGGCAACGGUGCCCACGAAUCAACAGCAACAGCAAUCAGAGGCGAUUAGUAGUGCUGGACCAACGGGAGAACCAGCUACAUCGUUCGCUACACGAUCAUCGCGCGGUAUUGCUCCAAUGCCCAGACAACAGCAGCAACAGCAUUUACUUUUACCACAACAGGGAUACGAGGAUGGAGGCGACGACAGCAUAGUGCCAAGCACUCCUACUUUAUUUGUACCACGUCGAGGAGAUGGAUUCGGAGAAGCCGUGAGCUCACCUCAAGUUCCUCAAGGACGUUUCACGUUCGGAGACUCGUCCACGCCAACAACAGCCUCACCAACUCCAUCGUUAUCAACGCCUUCCGGAUCGACAGCGCGAACGAUAUUUGGAUCAUCCAGUUCCGGCGUUCCACAAGUAGUGCAAGAAAGUAUCGACGAUACGCGAAUGGAUCUGGCUCAAUUAGAAGACGCUGGAACUGGUCGCAGCGUACCAACUACACCUCUACAAGUAUCACCGGCAGCCGAUCUACCGCCUUCGACAAGCAGUGGGCCAUCUGAAGAGCAGGAGACACCAGUUUCAGUAACACCUGUUUUAGUAACAGGCACCACUAUCGUCAGUGACACCAGUGAAGAACCUACGAUACCUAGUAUACGUGUGCUCAAUGUUGACGAGCAACAACAUAAUCCAACUGAAAUAAUCACUGAAUCUAUUAGCACAACGCCGACCGAAGGUACGAGCUCGGAAGGUGAGAAACGUACAGAAGAAGCCGGCCCCUUAACGUCCGCGGAUGAUGACGCGGUAGAUCCUGGCGAAGGAACCGAAGAGCCAGGAAGCGACAUCGUCGAAGACGAAGUAGAGGAAAGUCGCGAGGCGGAAGCGUCUCCGUCUAGUAAUACUCGUCAAAGGGCAAUAGCGGCGGCAAAUGCUGCGGCCGCGGCAAAUGAGAAUAGAGUUAACAACACGGUACGAAGAUCGGCGAGAUCGCCAUUUAGACAGUCCCGCGGUUCCCGGCCUACUCCCAUUGUAUGGGACAAUCAACAACCAGGCGGUAGGGGGCAAGGUUUAAUACGCGGCGGACAUGCAGCGAGAGGAGCGAAUAGCGAAACGGGUAGAGGACGUGGGACGAGAGGACGACGAAUGCGCUCCAAAUAUACCUUCACGCGGUACUAAGACAAUUCUUGGUGUCACGUGACACGUGUUGCGUUGAAACAGAACUAUCAAUUGAAGAUCAGAAUAAAAGUGACAUUCCUUUCAUCAAGAUUUAGUUUUCGAAGUUAGGUAAUUAAAUCGAAACUACAUAGCAUUUAAGGAGUUCUCUUUAUUUUUUUUUUUAUUUACUCUGCACUUGUAAUUACUAUUUGAAUUUCAUGUAAUAUACUUUGUAUAAGCAUAAGUCAUCAGAUCAUAAAUCAAUAUCCACAAUUAUAUACAUUAAAAGUGUUGAACCAGAUUCAACAAGUACUUUAUUUUACACGAUUCUUUUUUUCAUAUAAUGACGAAUUCAACCUAAACAUCUAAGAGUCGUAUAAAUAUUAUUUAUUGAUGCUAGGAAGUUGAAAUGUAAUAAAAUAAAUAUUUAAUAAUAAGUUUUAGCGGAUUUAACUUUUGUCUGGCUUAGCACUAUUUUCAAUUAAUGUUACUAUAAUUAAUACUUUUCAAUACUUAAAUUGGAUGUAUGAGAAAGAUCGUACGUGUAAAGCUAGAUGAUGACGAAUUUAAAAAUCGGCGGAUAUGUAUCAAUACACACGGAAACAAUUAAUUAAUAAAUAAUCAGGUUUA